This is a messenger RNA of Loa loa (African eye worm), 2021 nucleotides long. RefSeq names its product methionine aminopeptidase type I. NCBI's taxonomy places the organism in Eukaryota, Metazoa, Nematoda, Chromadorea, Rhabditida, Onchocercidae. The transcript is spliced from 9 exons. Gene Ontology annotation, biological process: proteolysis. The record is from RefSeq and is a predicted model, not a curated record. Gene Ontology annotation, molecular function: metalloaminopeptidase activity. Bases 1 to 1233 code for a protein of 410 amino acids.
AUGGGCGAGCAAGUAACUGGUCGAGUUUUGUUGGCUGAUUCGUUGUUGCACCCUCCGCAAUGCGUUCAUCAGUGGGCAUGUGUGAUGGGCGGUGAUCGGCCGAUGGAUGGUAAUCUAUGUAGCUCUCCGGAAUGCACUAAUGCGGCCAAGCUGCGUUGCCCGACGUGCAUCGAACUGAAAUUGAGAGAUUCCUACUUUUGUUCUCAGGAAUGUUUUAAAAAUAGCUGGGCAUUUCAUAAAUUGAUCCAUUUGGCAUGUACUGGAUCUCCAGAACAGUAUAAUCCAUGGCCUUAUUAUCACUUUACUGGGUUGUUGCGUCCUGCACCAAUGGGGCAGAAACGCGAAGUUCCGGAUACAAUCCCGAAACCUGAUUAUGCAUUUCGUACAGAUGGCAUUUCGGAAGGCGAACAAGUCGCAAAAAAUGUUAAUGAGAUUAAGGUGCUCGAUGAUGACGAAAUACAAAGCAUGAGAACAGUUUGCAAACUAGCUAGAGAAGUACUCGAUGAAGCGGCCCGAGCUUGUGAACCCGGUAUUACUACAGAUCAUAUCGAUGCUAUUGUGCAUGAAGCUUGUGUUGAAAGAGACUGUUACCCCUCUCCUCUUGGAUAUCAUCAGUUUCCGAAGAGUGUUUGCACAUCAGUCAAUGAAGUCAUUUGUCAUGGAAUCCCAGAUAUGCGCAAACUUGAGAACGGCGAUAUUUGCAAUGUCGAUGUAACAGUAUAUCAUCGUGGCUUUCAUGGUGAUCUAAACGAAACAUUUCUGAUUGGUGACAAGGUUAAGGAAGAUACGAGGAAGCUGGUGAAAGUUACAUAUGAAUGCUUGCAGCAUGCUAUUGAUUUAGUUCGUCCGGGUGUGCGCUUCCGUGAAAUCGGCAAUGUUAUCCAAAAACAUGCAAAUGCGCAUGGUUUCUCAGUUGUUAAGACAUACUGUGGGCACGGCAUUCACAGGCUUUUUCACACUGUUCCGAACGUGCCACAUUAUGCAAAAAACAAAGCGACGGGAGUAAUGAAAGCUGGCAAUACGUUUACGAUCGAACCAAUGAUUAACGCUGGUGGACAUAACAACGAACGUUGGCCGGAUAAUUGGACUGCUGUCACUAGUGAUGGGAAGCCAUCGGCACAGUUCGAACAGACGUUAUUAGUAACUGAGUCCGGAUGCGACGUGUUGACAGCUCGAAAUACAGGCCGACCUUGGUUCAUGGACCAGCUAGAAAAGAGUUAUUCCUCAGAUUAGGUUGAGUAGCUCCCACCUCUCCCACUCAGUUCGAUACAUCGAGGAAAUUCCUCCUGUAGUAAAGAGGUUUCAUGAAGUCACGACUUCAUCAGUUUCCCGAUUUGAACUGAUUUGUAACACUGUCUUGGUGUUUAGUGAUUGUUUUUAAUCUUGUUUUUAAUUCCCUUUUCUUUUAUUAGUUGUAUUUCUCCACGCAAUCCCGAUGCGUGAGAAAGUUAUUGUGGUUCCGAAAUGAAUGAACCAUUUCCGAAUUUUACAUAGUUGAUUUCAAUAAUGACUUUGACUUGUUCUAUUUUAAUUUGUUCUAUGAAUCUCCUUUAUCUGCCUUGUCCCAGCAUCAUAAUCGCGACCUCACUAACAAUAAAUUUGUUGUAUGUGGAGUUGUCUUAUUGGCUCAUAAUUUGUACUACGGUUUGUCUAAGACAAAGAUGAUGUCGAAAACGUUGGUUAUAGGAUAUCUUGUUUGUCUUGUUUCUUCAAUAGAAGAUAUUAUUUGGAGCUGUCUCAGUAUAAUGUUUGUUUUAUUUUCAAGUUAGUCCUUAAAUCAGUUCAUCCCAUGUCCUUGAUCUCUUAACGUCCAUUUAUUUAUGUUGGGACAUGGAACGUCAUCACUGGAAGUGUUAAUAUGACUACUUAAUAUCUACCAUUUUACAUUAAUAGAAAAUGCUGUCUGCAGUAGGGAACGCAUAUGUACGUACACGGAACAUUAUUAUGGCUAAGUAUCGCGACCACUGACACAAGUUUUUCUGCAUAUCUUUUUUUCUUGGAACUUUUCCGGUAUACUUUCC